Messenger RNA from Aspergillus mulundensis, 780 nucleotides. RefSeq lists its product as uncharacterized. The transcript is spliced from 2 exons. Gene Ontology annotation, cellular component: outer membrane. The coding region runs from base 1 to 780 and encodes 259 amino acids. The record is from RefSeq and is a predicted model, not a curated record. Lineage: Eukaryota; Fungi; Ascomycota; Eurotiomycetes; Eurotiales; Aspergillaceae.
AUGUCGGACCCUUACCACCAGACCUACGCGCCACUGCAAGACCACGGCUACCCACCUGCGGAGAAUCAACCUCAUUACCAAGGGCCAGCGUACGGUUAUGAGCCGCAUCCAGCGCCUAAUCCGCCGCCCGAGGGGUACCAUAACGCGUACAAUCAGCAGCCAUACUCCGAGUACGCCCCAUCAGCCCACGGCCAGGAGUACAGCCAGAGCCCCGCCAUCUACCAUCCGGCCCCCGAGCCACAACAUGAGUACCUGAGCCAUGCGCCGGCUGUGGGUAGCACAGACUCCUACGCAAAUGGACAUGGAUAUAACGACGCCCAUCUAAGCCCGCACUACGAACCUCGGGCGCGAGGAAGUAAUGCGGAAUAUUACGAAUCUCAUCCGCAUGACGACUCUCACCACUCAUCAGCGAUGGACUCUUCAUCCUCAGUCAACCGCGACCGCGACCGCGACCACGACGAACCAGAUGCCGAGGCAGGGGGAGACAGAGAGCGGGGAAUAGGCGGUGCGCUUGUCGGCGGUGCGACGGGGUAUUACCUGGGACACAAGAAGAGCCACGGGUUGCUGGGCGCUGUGGGCGGUGCCCUUUUAGGGAAUUUCUUGGAGAAUAAGCUCGAGGAGCGCAGGGGUGAUGGGGGUUCGCAUGGGCAAGGGUCGCACAGUGGCCGGCGACGCCGCACUCGUCAUCAUCGUCAUCACGGGGGCAGCCAUCGGUCCAGCUCGAGACAUAGCCGUCGGAGUAGCAGUAGCAGUUCGAGAUCGUCGUCGUCCUCUGGAUAG